AUGUGGUGGCCGGGGACGGUGGACCUUCCCAACGUGGGCGUGGAGAAUCCGAGGAAGCGCCCCCGCAACGGUCACCUCUCCGGCGUCAGCUCCGGCGAGGGCAGAGCCAACGGCCACCAGGACGGCGGCGACGACGACGGAUACACCCCAUCGAGGGGAGCAGUCGCCGCCGCCAUUGCCCCACCUUACGACCACCAUUUCCCGGAGCUUUUCCCCUUCUCCAGCGUCUGA
Molecule: messenger RNA, 231 nt
Organism: Spirodela intermedia
Lineage: Eukaryota; Viridiplantae; Streptophyta; Magnoliopsida; Alismatales; Araceae
Source: the annotation of a GenBank genome assembly